This is a messenger RNA of Suillus subalutaceus, 660 nucleotides long. RefSeq lists its product as uncharacterized. The coding region runs from base 60 to 464 and encodes 134 amino acids. The record is from RefSeq and is a predicted model, not a curated record. NCBI's taxonomy places the organism in Eukaryota, Fungi, Basidiomycota, Agaricomycetes, Boletales, Suillaceae. The transcript has 5 exons.
AUUACAUCACCAACUGAAGCUUGACAACUCUCACUUCAGCAGUACUGGUACUCUUGGAAAUGGCGCUUCCCAACUCGUCUACGCCCCUUCUACCGCGAGGUUCGACUUUUGUAACACCCUCGCUCCUUUGGAAGGCGGGGGCUAUUCUUGCUACUACAGGAAUGAUUGCUGGCGCAUUUGGUUCCCAUGCAUUGAAGCGCAGACCAGGCAUCACACCCGAAGGCUUGUCCGCCUGGGGAUCGGCGUCUCAUUACGCGAUAUUCAAUGGCCUGGCCUUGUUUGUGCUCUCGAUGCAUCCUCGAUUUUCGACGCACAAGUUCGCUGGCCCUGCGAUUGCAGGAGGAGGCUUUGUCUUCUCUGGCUCCAUCAUAGCGCUUGUUCUGUGGAAAUUGAAGUUCCUUGGACCUAUCACUCCCUUGGGCGGUAUAUUUAUGAUUGCUGGGUACAUUACACUGGCACUCUAGAUCAGCCAUUCCGUAUUACCUAGGAUGUUCCCAAGCCUUGGUCUUGCCGUGGGCCAUCGUCCCAUCCUGGUUGUAUGUCAGUAUAUGACACUUUGGAAACAUGCGCAUUGUAUACUACUUUUCACACUCUCGUGGUGCAGGACGUAUUUUUCCUUGUGUCGACAAAUGUCCAUAUAUAUCAUACUCAGUUCCAGUU